AUGGAGCGCACGGUUGAAGACGUCUUGAACAAGACGAGUUUUGUGGAAACUUUAGGCAACAAUAUGUUGCCUUUCAUGAACACAUUCGAAAACUACAACUUCCUAGGUUUCACCAUCCCGAUUGGGCAAAGAGAUGAGAGUGUACGUGGAAUAUUAUUCUCGGAAAACUCGUCCGAUCUGGUGAUCCCUCGCGAGUGCUUCGUUCCUUCUUCUGUGAAUGGAUAUUGCGUUACGGUACCACCAGCAUCAUUUGAGAUCCAAGAAGCCAUCAUCUUUGUUGCUCCAAACACGAAUAAUUUAUUGGUCCAGAGAUCGGAAGAAUUGGCCUUGUCACGACAAUUUCAACAGGGAGAAAAGGAAAUUGGCGUACCUGUAAAUCAACAACUACAACCAGUUGAAAGAAAAAUUCCAGCGCCUGAUCAACAAAAAAAUCAAGAAGAAAUAUUCGCAAUGUGCGAUCAACAGCGCGAAAUAAUAAUCGCGACCCCCACCAUCACAUUAGAAAAUCUUGAAGCGCGAUGUGAAGAACUUCAGAUAUUAAAUGAUCUAUACAGACAAAACUUGGAAAAAGCCCGUAGAGAAUUUUUUCAUCUUCAAAGUCAAAUUACGUGUUCGUGUGGAGCCCGAGAUUUUAUAAAUAAAAUCAAUCCCAUUUCAACAAAAAGUCCAUUGGUUACACACGAACCGACAAACUCGAUGAGAACGAAUGCUACGAAAACACCCCGCGGUAGAAAAAGAAAGACUAGUUGA
Messenger RNA from Ambispora gerdemannii, 750 nucleotides. Lineage: Eukaryota; Fungi; Glomeromycota; Glomeromycetes; Archaeosporales; Ambisporaceae. The record is from the annotation of a GenBank genome assembly.